AUGGCGCCUCUGGAGCAGGCAGUGGUUGCUAUUGUGUGCACCUUCCGGGAAUUUCCAGGGCCCUGUGGAGACAUAAAGCUCUGCCAGGCAGAGCUCAAGGAACUACUAGAGAAGGAGCUGCCCACCUGGACGCCCAUGAAGCUUCGGGAGCGUGACCACAAUAAGUUCAUGGGUGUCCUGGACGCCAUCAAGGAUUGCGAGGUGGACUUUGUGGAGUACACGUGCCUGCUUGCCUGCCUCUGCACCUAGUGCCAUGAGUACUUCAAGGACUGCGCCCUGGACCCCCACUGCUCCCAGUGAUGGGCAGGGCUGCCAUCGGAGGGUAGGGGUCUGGGUCUGCUCCGGACCUGCUCCAUCUCUGCCCUGAGGUCAUCCUGGGCAUGUCAGCUCUCCCCCCUCCCCCCUCCCUUGUCCCCUCCAUCUAGAAUCUCCCAGGUUUGCCCCUGGUAUGUUAACCCCUUUUACCCAUGAGUCCAGGAGACGUGAGGGGACCUUCCCCGGGAUCACAGCUAGUGACCUGUAGGACAGCCAGCCGCUGCCUUCCCACUGUGGCCCAUGAUGGACGAAGGCUGUCAAGGCCCAGCAGAGUGUGUGCGGGAAGGAGACCACGGUGGG
Balaenoptera musculus (blue whale) is the source of this 615-nucleotide messenger RNA. It is a transcript of the gene S100A3, whose product is annotated as S100 calcium binding protein A3. The record is from RefSeq and is a predicted model, not a curated record. NCBI's taxonomy places the organism in Eukaryota, Metazoa, Chordata, Mammalia, Artiodactyla, Balaenopteridae. Gene Ontology annotation, cellular component: cytoplasm.